AUGCCUGAAGACCUCACCCGCCUGUCAGCAACCCAAGUCCUCCAUCGCCUCCGACAGGGCCAUCUCACCGUCGAAGCGUACGCCCGCGCUCUGCUGGCGCGCAUCCGCACUCGAAACCCCGUCGUCCAGGCGUGGUCAUACCUCGACCCAGAAUUGGUGAUCGCCCAGGCCAGGAAGCUCGAUCAGACUCCUCUGGAGAAGAGGGGGCCUCUGCAUGGGGUCGCCAUCGGCAUUAAGGAUGUCGCUCUUACCCAGGACAUGCCCACUCGCUACAACUCCGACAUCUACCGCGAUUCUACCCAGUCAGCUGUCGACGCUGCCACCGUCACCGUCCUCCGUGCGGCUGGCGCGCUUAUCCUGGGGAAGACAGCGACGACGGAGUUCGCUGCCACGACUGUUGGCGGGCCGUGUAGGAAUCCUCAUCAUCCUGAGCACACGCCUGGUGGCUCAUCGUCUGGCUCUGCUGCCGCCGUGGCUGACUUCCAGGUGCCGCUCGCCCUGGGGACCCAGACCGGUGGGAGUACCAUCAGGCCUGCGUCAUAUAAUGGAAUCUACGGCUUUAAGCCAACCUGGGGCGCCAUCUCUCGCGAAGGCCUGUGCCAGUUUUCCAUCACCUGCGACACGCCCGGCUUCUUUGCGCGCACUGUCGAGGACCUCGAUCUGCUGGCGGACGUGUUCCAGCUAGCCGACGACGAGCCUCUUCCAGAGUCACCAUUCACGGUCAAUGGCGCCCGAAUCGCGUUUGCUAGGACGCAUCUGUGGCCGGACAUCGCGGGACCAGGACUGCAGGCUGCGUGGGAGAAAGCGAAAUCGCUCCUGACGCAGCGCGGUGCCACAGUCGAAGAGGUCGAUCUCCCAGGUGAGUUCGAGAAACUGACGCAGUGGCAUGCGAACGUGACGGCGGGUGAAGCACGGUCUGCUUUUCUUGGUCACUACCUCCUCUCCAAGGACAAACUGCACCCAUCCCUGAUCAGCCACGUAGAGAACGAGCGGCGCCUGAGCAACAAGGAGUUCCUGGAAAGCCUAGACGGCUGCGCCCGUCUGCGCCCCGUCUGGGACGAGUUCGCGAGCCAGUACGACGUGGUCAUUGCGCCGAGCAUGACAGACGAAGCGCCUCACGGGCUGGAGUUUACGGGUGAUCAGAAAGCUGCAGCCAUGACACAACAGAAGUGUCCAGGCGGGCGGACUGAUUCUGUGAGAUAG
Messenger RNA from Rasamsonia emersonii CBS 393.64, 1203 nucleotides. RefSeq names its product Glutamyl-tRNA(Gln) amidotransferase subunit A. The coding region runs from base 1 to 1203 and encodes 400 amino acids. The record is from RefSeq and is a predicted model, not a curated record. NCBI's taxonomy places the organism in Eukaryota, Fungi, Ascomycota, Eurotiomycetes, Eurotiales, Trichocomaceae. Gene Ontology annotation, molecular function: catalytic activity. The transcript is spliced from 5 exons.